Molecule: messenger RNA, 882 nt
Organism: Candida albicans SC5314
Lineage: Eukaryota; Fungi; Ascomycota; Pichiomycetes; Serinales; Debaryomycetaceae
Exons: 1
Coding region: 1-882 (293 amino acids)
Cellular component (GO): SAS acetyltransferase complex
Molecular function (GO): histone acetyltransferase activity
Source: RefSeq, a predicted model, not a curated record
AUGGAGUCUAGAAAGUUACGAUCGAAGAGCCUGAAAGUGGAAAGCAAGGCGUUGUUUGAUUUUGAUAAUGUGAAUGAGUAUUUGUAUAGCGAUAAGGAGAUUGCGAUUGGUGGUAAUGGGGCGGUGUAUCAUUAUUAUGGGUGUGGUAUGCCCGAGUUGCCGAAACUCAAGUCCAACACAAAGAUAGUUGAACGACAAUUGCCGAGACGACCACCAAAGGAGGAUCCAUUACCUGAUACUACCUACGAUAUUUUUUACCGCCGAAUGAAGAAGAAUGAGAAGCAGAUGUCGAAUGAGGAGAGAAUCAAGAACUUAUGGGAGUUGGAUACGUUACAGUCUCAGUUGGAGAGGUUGACGCAGUAUGAUUGGAUUAGGAGUUUACCGGAUAUUACUGUGAUUAAGGAUAUGAAGGAUUAUGAUGAGUUGGAGAGGAAGAAGGAGUUGACGAUUAAAGAGAUUGAACGGUUAUUGCAGAAGCACGAAAACUGGAGAAAACGGAAGGAAGUGCACAGCCAAGAGAUGAAGGAGUGGUAUGGUGGUUCUGAUUCUGAGUAUGAUGUGCCGAUAGAGGAGUUGAGAGAGAGAAGGAAAUUGGAAAAAAGACAGCGGUAUGGGCCAGUGAUAAGACUAAAUUUGGGGAACGACUAUUGUUUGGUGAUUGACCCGCUUGCCACCCCCAAAAUUGAAAAAUGUGAAGAACCGCCAAAGCCAAAGGGCAAGCCCAUAACCAAGCUAGAGGAUGUGGAGGAUAUUUCGCAAAUUGAUAUUCAAACAAAAGACAAUAUACUUUUUGGUACUAAUUUCGAAGAUAUACCUACAUACCGCAACGGGUUCCAGCUCCCACUACAUAUGAGGAGAAUGAUGCACAAACAAGCUAAAUGA